UUUAUAUAUCUUUAGACAUCAAAUCAAAAAUCAUAUCAGAGAGACCAAAAAACCAAAGUCCAAAACCUAAAACCCAAACCCAACCCAUCAACACUUUCUCACUCUCUUUUCUAAAUUUCCCACUCAUUCUAGCUCAAAACCAUCAAAACCCACUUCUAAAGGCAUCAUGUCUCCUUGUACAAUGCCCCUCUCUCUCUUGUUUCUCCUCAUUUUAGCUGAUGUGAUCUCUUCCAUUGAAGCAACUUCACCAACCGAAGCAAAUGGGUCUUCCUUGGAGAAGAAUAGAAGCCAAGAGAGGUUGAUGGUGCCUCUAAUGGAGGAGAAAUAUGUGAUGAUGGUGAAUGAAACAAGAAGAAAGCUUAAUAGUUUUCAGAUAUGUGCUCUUUGUACUUGCUGUGGAGGAGCUAAAGGCUUGUGUUUGGCAUCUCCUUGUUGCUAUGCUAUAAAUUGCAACAUUCCAAAUAGGCCUUUUGGGUUCUGUUCUUUCACUCCCAAGGCCUGUAAUUGUUUUGGCUGCCAUAUCUAAGAAAAAUCUCUUUUCACAAAAAAAAAAAAAGAAGAAGUUUUAAUCUAUGCUCGGAAGUGUGAAAUGAGGAAGGAAGGAAGAAAGAAAGAAAGAAUAUCUGUUCUUGAUUUGUUUGUUUAUAAUUUUUGUCAUUAUUUAUUAUUGUAAGUGUUGUUAGCAAGUAAUAUUAUUGUUUUGGGAUUGCUUUUAGUUUUUAGGAAAAAAAAAAUAGUUAUAAUAAUUAGAGCAUUUUAUGCGUAUUUAGGAGGCAUGGUCCUUUGUUUAAGAAGCUAAUCUUUGUUUAAACAUUAUUUUAAUGUUAGUGCUAAGAAGGGCUGUUGAGGUA
Molecule: messenger RNA, 851 nt
Organism: Mangifera indica (mango)
Lineage: Eukaryota; Viridiplantae; Streptophyta; Magnoliopsida; Sapindales; Anacardiaceae
Exons: 2
Coding region: 167-526 (119 amino acids)
Source: RefSeq, a predicted model, not a curated record